UCUUAUCUUGCAAAAAGGGACUGUCUGCACUUGGACAAUGAUGCCAACACUCCUAUUGUGGGUCCUCAUCCUAAAUGCCUCCCUCAAACCUUCAGAAAGCCAUGGGCAUGACUUUGAGGAGAUGAAAAGCUAUGAGGUGGUUCGACCCGUCAGACUUCACACAGUUAGAAAAAGACACACGGAGAAUCUCAGGCCUGAGACUGUGAAGUACGCAAUGACUGUGGGAGGAAGAGACAUCGAAAUGCAACUAGAAAAAAAUGAUGAAUUACUCACCAAAGACUACACCGAGACGUACUACAGGGAUGAUGGCACUCAAGUCACCACAGCUCCCAAUGACAUCGAUCACUGCUACUAUCAUGGGAGCAUUGUGAAUGACAGCGAAUCAUCUGUAAGCAUCAGCACUUGUGAUGGACUCAGGGGUUACUUCAGAAUGUCUGCCCAGAGGUACCUGAUUGAGCCCCUGUCUGGAGGAGAUGAGGGGGAUCAUGCAGUGAUGACUUUUGACAACAAGACCUUCACACCUGCAGUUUGUGGUGUCACUAACACCAGCUGGAGCGACGACUACGAACCUCCAACAAGCCGGAGUCGCUCCAGAUCAGCGGGUUCAUCUAUUGUCUACCAACAGAAAUACAUCGAGCUCUUCCUCGUUGCUGAUAAUCGAGCAUAUGUGAAGAGUAAGCGAGAUCAGACAGAGCUGAGAAAGAGGGUCUUUGAAAUUGUCAACUUUGUCAACAUGGCAUACAAGCCCCUGAGGACCUUCGUUGCUCUGGUGGGGCUGGAAAUCUGGUCAAAUCGUGAUUUGAUCACUGUGACCCCCCCAGCCGGAGCCAACCUGAACGCUUUCAUGACGUGGAGGAACACUGAGCUGUUGAAAAGGAAAAAGCAUGACAACGCGCAUCUUAUCAGUGGUAUCGACUUUGAAGGCGCAACUGUUGGACUGGCUUUCAUUGGGACUCUUUGCUCAGGUCACUCUGUUGGAGUAGUACAGGAUCACAAUGACCGGGCCAUUGCAGUGGGAGCGACACUGGCCCAUGAGAUGGGCCAUAACCUGGGCAUGGACCACGAUGACUCUAGUGCCUGUGCUUGCGCUGGAGAUAGCUGCAUCAUGGCUGCAGCACUCAGCUGGAAUGUUCCUCGGACUUUUAGCAGCUGCAGCAGCAACAACUACGAGAAAUACCUGAUCAGCCGCACCCCCGGCUGCCUGCUGGACAAACCCGACUACAGAACUCUGGAGGCUCCUUCAGUCUGCGGGAACGGCUUUGUGGAGAGAGGAGAGCAUUGUGACUGUGGCACUGUGGAGGAGUGCAUCAACCCAUGCUGCAACGCCACUACCUGCACCCUGAAGGAGGGCGCACAGUGUGCUGAUGGCGAGUGCUGUGACGACUGUAAGAUCUCACCUCGGACCAACGAGUGCCGCAGGAAGCAGGAUGACUGUGAUGUGUCAGAGUACUGCGAUGGGAAGAGCGCCACCUGUCCUGAGGAUGUCUUUGCUGUGAAUGGCCUUCCGUGCGAUGGAGACCUGGGAUACUGCUAUAAUGGCCAGUGUCCACAGAAGACAAACCAGUGUGUCAGGAUGUAUGGAUCAAGUGCUACAGAGGCCACUUCAGGCUGCUAUAACCAUAACGUGAGAGGAGUCUACUAUGGCUACUGCAGACGUCCCUCAAGGGACCAGUACAUCCCCUGCCAGCGAGAAGACGUGAUGUGUGGGAAGCUGUUCUGCCAGGGCGGUAAUGCCAACCCAAACUAUGGCCGCAUGGUCUCCAUCGGUGUCUGCAGGGCAUCUUUCUUCGACGACUACACCAAAGAUUACGGCCAGGUGGACACUGGGACUAAAUGUGGGGAUGGAAUGGUUUGCAGCCAGAAUGAGUGUGUGGAGCUUGAGACAGCAUACAGAAAUACAAACUGUUCAGCAAAAUGCAGAGGCCAUGCUGUGUGCAACCACAGAAGUGAGUGUCAGUGUGAGCCGGGGUGGAUGCCUCCUUACUGCGAGUCCAAGGAUGCAGAUCCAAGUCCCAGUACUUCAGGACCAACGAUCGCCAUCAUAGUGGUAGUUCUACUAGUGGUUUUAGGUAUCAUUGCUGGUGUGAUAGGCUGCUUCUGGAAAAGACGGCAAAAUACCAUGUUGCCAACUGCACACAGCCGGAGGAAGCCGACAGCAGUGAACAGCUCCGCUCACCGCAUGGCGAGUGCACCAGCUCCUGGUCAACCUAAGCCGGUGCAGGCUGGAAGGCCAAAGCCCAAAGGAGCUCCGCCUCCACCACCACCAGCAGGGAACAGACCAAAACCAGGCCAGAGCUACACUGCUGCACGCCAGGCUCUGAGGCCAGUCCCUCCACCAAAGGUCUGACUUUGGACACAGUGCCAGCCAUCAGUAAACCUAAUGAGACUCACCUUUGUCCACCGUCCCUAACGAGCAGCUGCUCGUAAUCCAGAAAAGCAGAGUUGAGUUUUUAUUAAAGCCGUCCUGUCUUGUCUGUUUCCUCUGCAGUCUUUUUCACUGCAGCGCUGUCUGAUUGUUUGCACCAGCGGCGUGCAGCGUGCAGGACGGACAGACUGGACUUUACAUUGUUACUUGCAUGCCAUGCACUGAGGACUUGUUAUUACAGGGAUUAACUUUUUUUGUUUUUUAAGCACUUUUUUAUUGUACAGGGUUAGGGCUGACACAACUAGAAACAGCUCUGGCCCUGAUUGUGAGCCAUAUCAUUUUAUACAUGUUAUUUUGUCAAAAAAUGGUACGGAAUACCUGGACUGGAUUUUUAUUUUCAAACAGUAUUCAUUGACUGCAGUAGGUUGUUGAUAUUUCAUGUUAUACUUUCAAGCCUCGAAAACAUCCUGAGCCACUUUAAUUAAGCUGGUCUAACAUUUCUGGCACUCUGGUGCAUUAUAUCUGCAUUAUCCAAAUCUAAUGGAAAUACCAACUCUGCAAUUUCAGAAAACAAACAAGGAUUUGAUUAGGGUUGCAGUUACCCAGCUGCUGCUCAGGCACGUCUCAGUUACCUGUCAGCUGUGGCACAUCUAGAGAAAUGAUGACUCGCGCUUUUUUUCCCAAAAAGUGCACGGUUGUGAAAUUGAAAAAGUUGUGAAAUUUUCGUUUGAAGACAGUGGGUUAUAGUUAGCAUUAAGCUAACCAUAACCUGCCUGUGAGAUUGUAAUGGCAGAACGCAGUGUUAAGAUGAAAAUACAGCAUGUUGAAUAAUUGAAAAAAUUAAUUUCCAAUUCAAUCAGUGAACUACAGUUGGUUUUAAUUAAUUAUUACUAAUCUGGUAAAUACAUUUUUAAAAAACACAUUUGCCAUAGUGUUGCUUGUUCAAAAGUUCACCAUGUGAACAGCUACAUAACAACACACUCUGUGAGGUCUAUAUUCAGCUUUCACAUUCAGUACUGAAGCUGGAGGUGGUGGGUUUUUUUUAAAGGUUGCAUUCCUUAAAUGUCUUAAUGCCUAAAUGUUGUAGCAUUACUAACCAAAACCUUGUUACUAGUAAAAUGUGAGUGUACAAAGCAGCAAAGAUUUCAGUCACCAUAACGAUUACUGUAUAUGUUGAAAUUUAGCCAUGGUUGGUAAAAAACACUAUGUGUCAGUCCUGAGCUGUGUUAAAGAGGUCCGUAACCCAGGUGAUAGUAAUUUUGAUGUUUAAAGGUCCAUGACUGAAUAUUGCUCCUCUCUGCUUGAACAGCUUGCCCUCAAGCAAGACAUUUACUCCAAUGUCAGUGAAAGAAAUGGCAUAGGGUUAUCACGUGGAAAUACUUCAUGUAAUUUAAAAAUGGGUAAAUGUUAUUAUUUUGUAAAAAAAAAAAAAAAAAA
Molecule: messenger RNA, 3802 nt
Organism: Plectropomus leopardus (leopard coralgrouper)
Lineage: Eukaryota; Metazoa; Chordata; Actinopteri; Perciformes; Serranidae
Gene: adam28
Product: ADAM metallopeptidase domain 28
Biological process (GO): proteolysis
Cellular component (GO): plasma membrane
Molecular function (GO): metalloendopeptidase activity
Source: RefSeq, a predicted model, not a curated record